This is a messenger RNA of Neopsephotus bourkii (Bourke's parrot), 1761 nucleotides long. It is a transcript of the gene MPND, whose product is annotated as MPN domain containing. Lineage: Eukaryota; Metazoa; Chordata; Aves; Psittaciformes; Psittacidae. Gene Ontology annotation, cellular component: BRISC complex; BRCA1-A complex. Gene Ontology annotation, molecular function: metallopeptidase activity; polyubiquitin modification-dependent protein binding. The transcript is spliced from 12 exons. The record is from RefSeq and is a predicted model, not a curated record. Gene Ontology annotation, biological process: double-strand break repair. Bases 58 to 1596 code for a protein of 512 amino acids.
GGGCCGCCCAGUCACGUGCCGCCGCGGCCGCCGCGCGCACCGGGAGCGGACCGGAGCAUGGCAGCGCUGGCGGCCGCGUCCCCCGGCGGGGAUGAGGCUCUGGAGGAGGACGAGGAUGAGCUGGAGCCGGGGCUGGACGAGGCGGAGGCCGAAGCAGAGGCCGGGAGCGGGGCGAGGCCCGCGGGGGGGUCCCGGGGGGCCGUGCUCACCCGGCGCGGCAUCACCCUGCGCGUCCUGCUCGGAGACGGGCUCCUGGAGCCGGCCCGCGGCGUCCUCUCCAUCUAUUACCUGGGCAAGAAGUUCGUGGGGGACCUGGGUGCCGACGGCACCAUCACGUGGCAGGAGACCGGGCAGGUCUUCAACUCGCCCAGCGCCUGGGCCACGCACUGCAAGCGCCUGGUGAACCCUGCCAAGAAGUCCGGCUGUGGCUGGGCCUCCGUGCGCUACAAGGGCCAGAAGCUGGACCAGUACAAAGCCGCGUGGCUGCGGCAGCACCAGCCCAACGCGCCGCCCGCCGACGAGAGCCUGGCCAGCGAGGGCGAGGAUGAGGAGGUGCUGGAGGAGGAAGAGGAGGAGGCGGCGCGCGAGGGCCGGGCGCCGGUGCCGGAGCCGGUGCCUGCCAAGAAGCCGGAGGAGAGGAGCAAGAAGCAGCAGAGCAAGAGCGCGGUGGAGCCGGCGGGGACGGAGCACGGAGCCCCGGCCAAGAGGAUGGAGGGCAAAGCCCGCGCGCCCGUGCGGUACUGCAGCCUGGGCACCCGCGACUCCGCCAGGAACCCGCAGACCCUGGUGGAGGUGACGUCCUUCGCCGCCAUCAACAAGUUCCAGCCCUUCAACGUGGCCAUUUCCAGCAACGUCCUCCUGCUCCUGGAUUUCCACAGCCACCUGACGCGCAGCGAAGUCGUGGGCUACCUGGGCGGGCGCUGGGACACCAACACCCAAUGUAGGUGCACGUGUGAAUGGGUGCCCCCACCCCGCCCGCUCCAUCACCACCCACCCCGUGUCCCCCCAGUGCUGACGGUGCUGCGAGCCUUCCCCUGCCGGACCCGCCUGGGCGAUGCCGAGGCCGCCGGUGCCGUGGAGGAGGAGAUCUGCCAGAGCCUGUUCCUGCGGGGGCUGUCGCUGGUGGGCUGGUACCACAGCCACCCCUUCGGCCCCGCGCUGCCCUCGCUGCACGACAUCGAUGCGCAGAUGGACUACCAGCUCAAGCUGCAGGGCAGCGGCAACGGCUUCCAGCCCUGCCUGGCCCUCAUCUGCGGACCCUAUUACCACGGGAACCCCGGCAUGGAGUCCAAAAUCGCACCCUUCUGGGUGAUGCCACCCCCCGAGCAACGGCCCAAUGACUACGGCAUCCCCAUGGACGUGGAGGUGGCCUAUAUCCAGGACGGGUUCCUCACCAACGAUGUCCUGCAGGAGAUGACGCUGCUCGUGGACUUCUACAAGGGAGCCCCCGACCUGGUGAAGUUCCAGGAGCUCUGGAGCCAGGAUCAGACCUACCUGGACAAGCUGAAGGGCUCGCUGGCCUCCCGCACCCCCAAGGACCAGAGCUGCAGCCACGUCCUGGAGCAGAUCCUCAGCCUGCUCAAGCUCAGCGGCUGAGGGAGCAGGAGCCCCUCGACUCGGAGCAGGCGCCGGGCGCAGCUCGGCUCAGCAGCCCCCGGCCCGUGGGGUGCAGCCAGACCCGGUGUGGGGCAGCGCCCACCCUGGGGGGCUCAGCGGGGGGCUCCCGGCACCCCCUGCCCUGCCCUGGAGGUGCCGUGGGGC